This is a messenger RNA of Vanessa tameamea, 5075 nucleotides long. RefSeq names its product D-glucuronyl C5-epimerase B (gene Hsepi). NCBI's taxonomy places the organism in Eukaryota, Metazoa, Arthropoda, Insecta, Lepidoptera, Nymphalidae. Gene Ontology annotation, molecular function: heparosan-N-sulfate-glucuronate 5-epimerase activity. The coding region runs from base 251 to 1933 and encodes 560 amino acids. Gene Ontology annotation, biological process: heparan sulfate proteoglycan biosynthetic process. The transcript has 8 exons. The record is from RefSeq and is a predicted model, not a curated record. Gene Ontology annotation, cellular component: Golgi apparatus.
AAGCUAUCAAAGUCACAACUUCAGAAGAAACGUCAAAGCGAGUUACUUACGGAAAGUGUACGGUUCGGUGAUUAAUAUCAACUUUUUCUGUAAAUAUCUACAAAAACAUUAGUGAAAGUUGUGAUAGUUUGUUUAGUGUUUAACACGCAUAUGUGUAUUAACAAUGUGACUUUAUUCCUCGUUAAGUGAUCUUAUUCACAUCACAUCAAAUAGCUAGACGGAUGGACCGCAGUGGGCAAAGUAUAUUGGCAUGAUGAUGCUAGUGCGCUUAAACAUGCGCAUGGCGCUAGCGGCGCUGUGUGGCGGAGUGCUGCUUGUCACACUUUACUGGAGUCGGUGUGGUGAUCUGGCUCAUAGACCAAUAGGCUCAGUCCUGUCAUAUGCGUCGCCAGAUCGCGCGACCAACGAAAUUGAAUGCUCCAUAAACGGCGAGUACUCAGUCGCCUGUCGCCGCGACCUCGACCAGAUUUACGUGCCCUUUUCCUUUUUACACAAAUACUUUGAGAUUUAUGGUAAACUGACGUUUGUCGACGGAACGGAGAAGUUCGAGUGGUCCCACAGUUACAGUAAAGUGUACCAUCCCAAAAAGAAAUACGACCCUCGCGGUACAUUCACGACCUUCGAAAACUACAAUGUUGAGGUCCGGGAUCGGGUGAAGUGUAUAAGCGGCAUCGAAGGAGUUCCAGUAUCGACGCAAUGGGAGCCCCGUGGCUACUUCUAUCCGACCCAGAUAGCACAAUUCGGUUUGGCGCAUUACAGCAAAAAUAUCACGGAACCCCCGCCGCGGGUCAAGAUUAUCGAUGACGGGGAUAAAUUUCUGGAAAAGUGGAUCGUAAGCCAAGACGCUGUUCUGACAAGGGAAUUUGACUCCGAGCUCAAAUCGAAUGUGCUAAGGUUUUCGACAUCCGAUCAAGCCUCGAGCCAAGUUUGGUUGAAAGUUAAUAUCAGCCAAGAUUUUGUGCUAAGCAUGGACUUGCAGUUAAGACCGAACUCCUCGAUGACUGUCAUACUACAAAAUAAAGACAAAAAGGAGACUGUUUAUUUACAUUACGUAACGAGUACACAAUUAAUAUAUGCGCAGGAAGACCACACGUACUACGGGAUAGGUGUGGAUAAAAAAUGGCGUCGGAUUACUCGGGAUCUUAUUAUAGAUAUGCAAAAGGGUUGGGCGCUACAGGAUCGACCGAAAAGAAAGUCACCCAGAAAUAAGUUUAAGAUAUCCGGCAUCAUCCUGAGCGGGUCGGGCGGCGUGAGCGACAUCCGCGUGUCGUCGAGCUCGCACACGGCGCACUUCCACGCGGCGGCGCGCUGGCUGAGGGCGGCGCAGCGCGCGCGCGGCGGCUGGCCCGUGCCCGCGCGCCGCCGCGUGGCGCCCGGCGUGCCCGACCUGCGGCCCGGCUGGCACUCGGCCAUGAGCCAGGGGCACGGCAUCUCGGUGCUGUGCCGCGCGUACUACCGCAGCGGCGACGCGGGCUACCUGCGGGCGGCGCAGCGCGCGCUGCUCCUGCUCGACGUGCCCAGCGGCGCCGGCGGCGUCAAGGCGCUGUGGAUGGACAAGUACGUGUGGUACGAGGAGUAUCCCACACAACCGCCUCUAUUUGUCCUAAACGGUUUCAUCUACACGCUGCUCGGCCUUUACGAUCUCCACGUUAUGGAAGGUGAGAAUUCCGUGUCUCUAGCCAAGAAGAUGUUCGACGACGGAAUGCUGUCCCUGAAAACUUUGCUGCCACUCUUCGACACGGGCAGCGGAAGUUUCUACGAUCUCAGACAUUUUACCUUGGGAGUUAGUCCGAACAUCGCGAGGUGGGACUAUCACGCGACUCAUGUCAACCAACUCUACCUCCUGGCGGGACUGGAUCCUGAUCCGAUAUUGAUAAAUACGGCUAAGAGAUGGGAGGGUUACAUGCAGGGUAAACGGGCGGCACACAAUUGACAAGGCUCAACCUUGAUAAGCUUUGAGUAAACCGGCAAGAAUUUCCAGUCGAAAUUAUCUGGAUUGUAAUGUCAAUCACUUGUUUGGCUAUCAAGGAGAGAGGCUGCUUUCUGAGACGAGUACUACUUGGAGUUCUCUUCGCAUUUACAGAUUUAAGAGUUGGGCAGGAGAGGAUAAAUAUCUUCGAGGAGUAACUUUAUGAUGCAUAAUAUGUUUGUCUCUUUGAAGUCUUUUAUAUUAUUGAAAUUUUCAAGAGUUUUUUUCGUAAACAAUUGAUUAACUAAUAUUAAUAUAUUAAGUCGUAUCACAACAAUGUUCUAUCUCAAUAUUUUAUAUGAUGAACAAAAGACAAUCUACCGAAAAAAAAUAUUACGCCAGAGGAAGUGUGAAUGAGCGAGUAUUGCCAAAAAGACCGUAGGUUAUUAAAAUAAUUUCCUUAAAACCCAACGAUAUAACAAUGAUCACACUCAUUUCUUAAUUUUUAACGAAAUCUUUUGUACCGAAGUAUAUAAUAUAUCGAAUAGACUAAACUCAUGGCUGUCUUUCUACUAAUGUGGUAGAAAAUGAAUAUCAAAAUUUGUAUAUACAUAUUUUUAUUGAAAUAAACGGAGAAUUGGACCUAUAAUAAAUAAAAAACAAAAUUCGCAUACCAUUGAAGACUGAAAUUUUAUAAAGUACUAUGUUAUCCGUUUUUAAAACGUUUAACAUAAUCAAACACGUCAAAUGUCCCGUUUUUGAAUCAGUUAAAAAAUGUUUCAUAGUUCUAGCUUGUACGAAGUCUAUAAAGAUUUUCUUAUAAUUUACGUACUUAAUUAUAACAUUUAUAAAACGUUAAUAAGCGCACUUAAUAGUUAAAGCCAUAUCACUGUAAAUAUUUAUUUAUUUAUUUUGUAAAAUAGGGGUAAGUUAUAUAUAAAUCUCAGAACACUUGUAUAAAAUAGAAUUAAUAAUUAUAUCGAAAUUAAUUUAUCAAUAAGAACAAAUGUCGUCUAAUCACCAAAUUGAAAAAUCUAAUCAAGCAGUUGUGAUUGUAAAUAUAUUAAUUUUUCGCAUCACGAUGUAUGUAAUUAUCAUCUUUGGAGAAAUUAAAGGCGUCAUCAAAACUGCUGUAAGUUGUAAUAAAAUAAUAAUAAUAAUAAUUUAAAUGUCUUGGAAUUGAAUUUCAUACACGUAAAUUUAUAUUUAUAUAUUUUUAUUUUAAUUGCAUUUCAUUUACGAAUAGCAAACUCUUGCCACACUGUUUAUAGUAUAUUUAUGCAGCAGAUAAUAUAUUAUUUUAAGGAGAAAGUAGUUUUCUUAAAUAAUUUGUUAAAUUGUUAAAUAUUACUAUCAGAGAAAAGUUAAAAGAAUUUGUAUAUGGUAUUUUUCGUAACAGACAACACCGGUCCCUGUCGCCAUCUUGUCGCUUAAGUUUCCCUGAAUACAUUAUUAAAUCUAAUAAUUGUAAUAGUAUUAUAAAUUAAAUAUUGUAAAAUGUAUUUUAUUUAUCUUGUAACAUAUUCGGUUGUGAGCCGAAGCACAAAUUUGAAUAUGGUUAAAUUCAAAUAGAUGUAUAAAAAAAUCUUUAUUAUAUAAACUAAGUAAAUAUGUGAAUCAAUACAAUACUGUACAAUCGAAAAGCAGAAUCAAUAAUCAAACAAAAAUGUCGAAGUUUAGCGACCAGUGUUAGUGACCCACAAUUAGUCCGUUUAUUAAUUUAAGUAAUUUUGAAGAAAAAUACACAACUAAAUAUGGUAUCGAAUUUGGGUAUUCCUUUAUUUUACUGUGUGAUAUUUCAUAUUACAUUAAAUUUGAAUGCUAUUUGGACAUUGAUUUUUUUUUAUUUGUACGAUUAUUUCACGUACGACUAACACUGUAGCUAAAUUUUGACAUCUAAAGUAAUAACUGACACUAACCACAGAUUAACACUAAUUAAUAUAUUAUGAAUAUAGAUAAUAAACUUCCAUAUUUUAUUUAUCUUGCCAAAAUAUUCUUUUUCUAUACUUAUUGUGAUUUUUUUUAAAUAAUCGAAGUAGCAAAAUGUUUGUUAGUUAUGCACUAAUGUUAAUUUAUAAACUAUUUAUUUAUACUAAGAUAUUUUACGUAAAUCCAACGUAGGUUAAAGCGUAUGUCGUUUGCAAUAAGUCUGUAUGUAAAAAUUUAUAUCCUACGAUAAAAAAAAAAAACUAAUUGAAAUAUUGUAUUAUUGAAAUGUGACAUUAAACAUGAAGGGCGUUAUAAGCAUGGCUUAAAGCUGCAAUUAAGAUUUCCUAGAAGGUCAAAGACUUCUAUAAAUUGUGGAAAAAUUAGAUAAAAAGGUAUUGAAGUCAUUUGAGACACAUCGUUCUGCUUCCAAACAUCGAAUUUAAAAUAAAAUCCAAGAUCGAAUCGAAUUAUGUUUCGCCAUAAUCAAUGUCCUUUUUUUUAAUUAUAUCAGAAUUGUAAAAUUGGACUCGCCGCACACGGUUGACGCCGGUGGCCACUACACGCUACAAUCGGCGAGUCCAAAUAAAAUGAAUGAAUACAUUUUGCAUUUUGUGGUUGUGGCUCGUGCGUUGCGAUCGUAAAUGCCAGCACCUUGUAUAAUUAUGCGAGCAACCGUCGAUUACAAUUCAUUUCUGCUUAUGCCACCAGAUUUCAUGUCAGAUUCCGAUGUUGUUUUCUUUUAAGGUCUCACCUCAGCACUCGCCUGUAAUGUAACUGUCUAAGAUUCGAUCUUGAGCAUUCACACACUAAUGCUCGAUUCUUAUCCCGCGCACUGUAAUUAUCAGUUCUUCUCACUUAUAUUUGUAACGCCCGAAUCUCAACUCUUACAAUAGAGGCGUGCGCUCCCGUUGAGGGCCCCCCUCGACAUUUUUACAUGCAGACGAUUCUUUACACGACACUGUAGAAAACAUUCCACUCCGAGAGCUUAUUAGUAGUUAAUAUUCAUAGUUCGUUAUUUGAUUUAUUUAAUUUGUUAAACUCCUGUAUGUGUGGGUGAUGAAAUGUCGGUAUAUGAAUAUGUUUUGUUAUAAAAACGUUUAUAUUGUGGAACAAAUGUCGCAUAUACAUAUAACGACAUUUGUAUGAUUAUAAAGAAAAACAUAUAUAUAUAUAUAUAUAAGUAGAGACGUAGGUUUAGCGGGUGCAUUUGUGAAUGACAAUAAAACGUCUAAACAAA